Pyrus x bretschneideri (Chinese white pear) is the source of this 7765-nucleotide messenger RNA. RefSeq lists its product as uncharacterized. NCBI's taxonomy places the organism in Eukaryota, Viridiplantae, Streptophyta, Magnoliopsida, Rosales, Rosaceae. The transcript is spliced from 8 exons. The coding region runs from base 100 to 756 and encodes 218 amino acids. The record is from RefSeq and is a predicted model, not a curated record.
GAAUUAUGGAUCAAGAGUAUCUAGAGCUUGAAGAAACGAUUUGCCUCUAAUUUUAUACUUCCUGCUGCAGUUUGAUUGCUCUACAAGCUAAAAAGCUGGAUGGAGAGAUUGAAUUAUAAACUCAGCUUCUUCCGGAACUAUUCAAAAGGGUGGCGGAUUUACUCUCCACUUCCGAAAUUCAUAAAUUGGCUUCACAACUUUGUUAGCUAUGUUGUAUACUCCCACAUCGUGACCACCAUAAUCAUAGUGGCUUCAAAAUUCUCCAUGUCUUCCGCUUCUGUAACUGAGGCGGGCGUGGGUAGGAAGAAACAAAAGGCUUCUAGACCUCAAGCAACCAAAAAGCCGACCGUUGUUUCAAGGGAGGAUCUUCUGGAGGCCGAGAUGUAUCAAAAGGCCAAGGAUCUGCAAGAUUCCACUCUUAAAGCUCUGGAGGCCAUAAGGGAAGAAAGGAUUUCUCUGCCUAAGGCCUUUUUACCCCCAGCCCGAAUAGUACAAGAUUCUCCUCCUCGGGCUAAGUCUUCAAAGGCUAAGGUUGGAGAAUCCGCUUCUCAGGUUGGGCAUGAUUCUUCUUCUAUUCUUUCAACCUCUCCUCUCUUAGUGGUGACUCCUACUUCUCAAUUUGACCCGUCAACUGGGGAGAUGCUGUACUUUGUGGAAGACAACAGUAAUUCGUCCACCCUAACACAAGAGUCUCGCCAACCAACAGCAACAACCUUCGGGGAGCCCAUAGUCCUUGAGAUCCCCGUGGUCUCAUAGGUAACUAGCCUGCGAGUUUCUUGGGCAGCUUCUCCUGAUGUAGUUGUUGCGUUUGAAGUGCCCAUCUCUUAACCUCAAGGUUUUGGUGAGGGUUCGGGUAUUAUCCCUCCUUUUCCCAUAAGCAAAGAUGAUCAUUCUUAAUAACCAAGUGUCCUUACUCCUCCUCCUUCUUUUAAGGCUUCAGGCUCUACUUAGGGUUUUGGAGAAGGCUUGGACGGAUAUCCUCCACUUUUGGUGGGCAAGGCAGAUCUUCUAAGGACUCCCCUGACCUCUGGGGUAAAGGGGAUUCCCAUUCCUCAUCCUAAGAAGAAGGUCAAAGUUGCUGCUGCUCCUAUUACUACUCCUGCUCCUGAGAUUCUUCCUCCUCCGUCAAUUGGAACUGUCCCUCCUCUUAUUACUGAAGAGAUGCUCCCAACCCUAUCAAUAGCAUCAUUGCUCGAACUUGCUUCUCAUUGAAGUUUUACCAAUACUAAUUUAACUCCAAUCCCUUUCAACCUGCUUAAGCUUCCUUAAUAUAACAAUCUCUCACAUCCCAUAAGGCCGGAUGAUAUUUCUUUAAAAACUUAGCACUAACUGGAUGUUUUUGCAAGUUUCCCUCCAAAUCUAUCAAGUAAUAUGCUCCUAUCUAGUGCUUGGUGAAUAAUAAAAGGACUUUCCCAAGUAGGACUCCAUUUCCCAAAGCCUUUUACUUGAGCUUCUAAAGGCAAAAUUGCUUUCCAAACUAAUUCUCAUUUCUUGAAGUUUUUCAACCUCACUUUCUUAUUGUAUACUCGGGCAAUAACUUUCUCCCUUUCUUGAAUUUCUCUCUUUUCCAUACACCAACAAUCUUUUGAUUAAGGACCUGACUGCAACUACUUAGUCUUUUAUUCUUUGUUCUGACAUUACUGGUGUUGGGGAGUCGAGACAAUGUGGGGCUUAUCCCAUUCUUCCUUGGUGAGGAAUAACCCUUGUUCCAGAAGCUUUUAGGUUGUCACCUUAGUUGGGCGACUGUUCUCAUUAACUCCUAAUCACUGGAGAAUCCCAAUACUAGGAUUAUAAAAGUUGGCUUUUGCCACAUUGGCUGUGGGAAGGAAUGGUUGUGACUCGGCCUCCACCAUCUCCCAAAAUCCUGGUCUCAUGGCUCAUUCUUCAUGGUAAAUUGCUACUUGUUGGUGCAGGGUGGAAGGCACAGAGAAGCUCUGAUGAAUCUAAUCUCGGCCUAGUAAAGCUUCAUAGAUGGAAGUACUAUCCAUAACGAAGAAAGCUAGCAUGAUUUGCUUGGAGCCUAAGUCAACCUCCAGGGCCAAUAUCCCAUGAGUUUUGGUGAUGGCCCCAGAGAAACUGGAAACUGUUAGAUUUGUGGGGAUAAGAUCCUCCUCACUUCUAUACACCAUUUUCAUUUGCUUAUAUGGUAACACAUUGACCGCAGUUCUUCCAUCAAUCAAAACCCUCUAGAAGGGUACCCGCUCCAGAUGAGCAGUUACAUAUAUAGGCUUGAGAUGGUUAGCUAGAGCCAAGGUCAGUCGAAUGAAGGCUAUUCUGUUUGUGUACACUCUCCCGAGCUCUUUCUUUGUGGGCUCGGGCAAACCUACGCUGCCCGACUCUUCUUUUCCCGCUUCUUCAACACUAACAUAUGUCAUCAUAGGUUAUAUUGCCAAGUAAUCACCUUUCGUUAUGGCAGGUUGAUCCAGCUCGGCGCAAAACAUGGCAGAUAAAACAUUUCUCAUGUUUACAUGGAAUUUGCUAGGUUCAAGUAAGUCUUCCUUCUUGCCUCCAAUGUGGUCGAUGAAUUCAUCUAACCAGGCCUGUGCCUCUUUGGGUAACAUUAGUUCGGGUAACGCUUUCUCCUGAGUUAUGCCAAAGUUUGGCAUUUGUCCUGGAACUUCACAAAGAGUAUCAACCAACAAUGGUGAAGGCAUUCUUUUUUCAGGCGAGAUAGUUCCAAAACAUAUUGGCUCUAGGCUUCAUCUUGGUGUUGGCAUCAUUACCAUGUUUUCCUGAGCUUUCCUUAAGAUUCUAUACUUCCCAAGAUGAGGGUUUUGUGGCACAUGAUCUCAUUCCCCCUCUGUUUUGCUAUUUGCAUUUUCUACCUCUUUUUUGGUUCUCCAAUGAAGUUGAUUUCUCCCCCAUGAGGUACUUUCUCAAACUUCACGUUCUCAAAGGUUUCUUAGGCUGCAGAGACUUUUAGUGAGUUCAUGUGGGCUUUGUGCUGCCUCUCAACUCUCCUGAUCAUAGAGGCUUCUAUUUCUUUGACGGGCUUUCCAUCUUUUCCAACCAUGUACCAUUUCUGCUCGAGUCAGGCAGGAUUUUUCUUCAUGAUUAGAUACACUAUCCUCUCCUUUAUCUGACAUCUCCACCGACAUAGCUUGGCUGGGGUGGGCUUACCUCCAGCCAUUUUGGUAUUUUGGCUUCUCUAUCUUCCCCUGCUUCAGAGGCUUCAUAAUUUUUGAAUACCUCUAACAAGCAUUUUGGUUGAGAAUCUCAUCCCAAUCGUUGGAAAACAUUUAUGGAUGUCAGCUGCCCGCAUAAUGCUCAUACAGGCUUCUCGUUCUUCUUUCUCUGUUUUUUUUUAUCAAUUCUUGAUCAAUAAUAUCUCUUGAUGUUGGUACCUCUAACUCACAUUCACAUUGGCACUUGCUACACAACACUAGCCCUUUGACUAUGGAUGUUUUAGGUUUCUCAGGCAACUUGAUAGUUCCUUCUAUUGGUCUAUCAUUUGGUCACCUUUCAGCCUUUACUUCUCAGGUAGCUUUCCCUUUCUCUUUUCUACCCAAGUUUUUUCUGUUUCCCUUUUUCAGCCUAACUCAAGUUGAUCAUGUUAAUUAGGGCUUCUGGGAAGGGAUUUGUGUCAAUCAUCAUAUUAGCCUGGGGUUUCUCCAACAACAACUUUCCCUUGACUAUGAGGUCUUGUAUCCAAUCCCUGAACUGGACACAGUUGGCUACAAAGUGGUUAAAGGUGUAGUGCAGCUUGCAAUAUUUAUUUCCUCUCAAUUCUUCGGGCUUGGGUAGUUUUUUAGUGCUGUCGGGCACAAUUACUCUGACCCGCACCAAGUCUUCAUAGAUCUUCGAGGCCUUGGUUAUAUUGAAAGAGUAACUCUGGUAUUUAGGGGGGCUUCAUAGGGACAAAUCCACCAUCAUUUAUCACCACUUUCUGAUCCUUGACUAAUUGAACUAACCCCUUCACUAUUAAAGGUUUAAAGGGGGUAGUCAUCUCUGCCGCACACAUGUACAUCCCUUUUCUCUCAUGGUCAUCAUUUUCUUCAGGUUCUGCUUCUUUGAACUCCACUUGGUGGAUUGCGGUUUUACUUUUGUAGAAAUGAGGCACCUUAGAUGAGUGUUUCAUUUGUUGUUCUUCAAGCAACAACUUCUCAUACUCUGUGGCAGCAAUCACCAACUCUUGCAACUCAUUGAAUUAUAUAUCAUAAAACCUUUUCCUUAAAGGCAGCCUCAAAGCCUUUUAAGCAAUGGAUAUAAGUUGGGCAUGAUUGAUAUGGAAUUGGCACCUCAUUCUUGUCAUUAUAAACCUCAUCAUGAAGUCCUCUGUAGACUUAUGUUCAUAUUGCUUCACCUCUACUAAGUCAUUGAUAAACAUUUUGGGCUCUAUCCUAUAGAACUGUAAAUGGAAAGCCAUCUCCAUUUGCCCCUAGUUAGAAAUAGAAUUAGGGGGCAGAAGAGAGUACCAAUGAAAUGCUAGACCUACCAACGAGUUCCCAAAAAUGUGAUCUCUAGAGGAUACACUGUCAUUUUCUCCACUAAAAGUGGGGAACGCAGGCAUCUUGAAGUUGAAUGGAAAUGGCUUAUGCUCAUCGAUAUGCUUGAGAUAUGGCUUCUGGUAGGUGAUCAUGAACAACGGGCAAGCCUGAGGUUGAGCAUUCUGGACCACCAUCCUCCUUAACUCAGCGAACUCAUUUCUAAGUUGCUGGUUGGCUGUAUUAUCAUGUGGGGUAUGAGGAGGUUCCCACUUCGGGCUACAAUCGUUGCCCGAGAAAGUCUCAUUCCUUGGUUCGGGCUUCUUCCAUUUGGACCUUCCUUCCUUAUUAGCCAAUAGUGGUGGCCUAUAAGGAGGAGGCUUGCCUGCCUUGGUAGGCUCGCCUUUUCCACUGGAUUCUCCGAUUACUUCGUUUUUUCUUGCCUGCUUUGCCCCUACUAUCUAAUGAAAAUAAUAAGGGGUCGAGUAACUCUGCUUUUAAGAUCUCUUCCAACACUGGCUGACUGGUUCCAGAUCCUUCCUUGUUUUUUCCUUUAUCUCUCUUUUCCUCAAGCAAAGGAAAUAGGGGGAUAACUGGUCCUUUAUUAGGGCUUGCUUCUCUUAUCACUUCCCAGGAAUAACCAUAUUUUGGAGUAGAGUACUCCAGAUCUAAUCUUUUUUGCGAACUUCUUGUUAAAGAAUAGAGUCUGCUUACUUCUCCUUUGGUUUCUAGAGUGAUAUUCUCCAUACUUUUCAGCACUUGUACCCUGGUGGCUUGCAAAUCUUCAUUGAUUACUUUCCUGCCCGACUUCUUGGAUGAAGUUGGGCUUUCUAGAAUAGCUGGUCCUUGGAGGGAAGAAAAAUCCUCUGGAUGAUUUGUCAUGCUCGAUCUUGGUAGAUGCUAAGGUGGCCCGUAUUCUGUAUUCCAACUAAAGGUUUUCUCCUUCCUUCUUCUUCUUGGCAUACAAGACUACGAAAAUCCCACCAGGCGUGCCAAAACUAUGUUUAGGCGAAGAUUUCUCUGGAAAGGGCUCUUCGGACCUCAGCAGAGCUCCCCAAGGGAUUGACACUUUGGAUGUGUAGUUAGGCUCUUGCUUGUUGAUGUGCUACAAGAAGAGGACAAAGUUAGUUCUAAAAGGUGCCUUUGUAAGGCCUUAGGUGUAGGCCAUGAGGUUCGCAAUCAAAACUAACUGAGUGCUAGGCAUGCCACUGCUAUCUCAGUAUAACAAAUGUAGAACAAGUGUGUUUAGUUGAUUACUUACGCCUCAAGUUACUCGGACUUCUUAUUAUCAAAGGAUUGUUGUGGAUAGGUUAAGUCCACAUUAAGUUCUUUUUCUUGCAUUGUAAAGAAGGACUUUUAGUUCAUAGUCUUGUAUGUUCGAAUGAAGGGAGUCCAGAUCUCCUUUAAGUUAUUUGUUUGGUCCUAAAUUGCUUUUAAUGGAGACAUAUUCAUUUAAACUAACCAGAUCCAGAUACAAAUAAGACUCUUAAAGUAGGAAAACAGGUGGAUAUGACUUGAAUACACAGUGAAGAAUACAUUAAGUAAUAGAUCUAUUAGCUUAGAAAGCAAACAAAGAGCCUCGGGCAAGUUUCACCUUGUUUGGCAAGUUUGAACUUCUUGCAGUCACUUUUCUUUGAGAUUACAAGGUUUAUAUGCUAAAAAAGGGAUGGAUGGUAAACAAGUUUACACAAGGGAAUCGAUACUACGCCACUAAGGGAGGUAAUAGAGUUUUAAAUUGGACAAGAGAUAGCUUGUCGCUAAAAAGAUAUAAGAUCUGGGCCGAUUACAACUUUUGGAUGCCAAUCUGGCUAGAGAGCAGAGUUUGUAUGUUUGUUUGAUUAAUUGAGUGUCUUUGUCUCUGAGGCCUCUUCCUCCUUUUAGAGGCGAUUUAGCCUGACUAUUGUAGCUUUUUUCUACCCGAAAGCACUUACAGGGUAGUAUGUCAUCAGCUUUUUACUUGGAAUGCCACUAGAAAGUGUUCUUUGGCUGGUAGUAAGUUAGUUUCCAUCAUUUGUCACUUUAAUUGUAGGCAAAUGGCUUACAUUUGGCUGAGAAAGCUUCAAUCUGCCUUUGGGCUCGGUGCUGGGCUUUGGAUAAGUCUCCUUUAAUUAGGUAAUCAUGGGCUUUUCUUCAUCUAAGUCCAAUGUUCAAAUAUUAACCCAAACACAGGUUGCAUUAGGAAAUUAGUUAAUUCCGGGUAUCCUACUAUAAUUACUAAUCAUUUUAGGCAAGCUAUAUAUAUCAAUGCCCUAGCUACUCAACUACCAUAAUCCAUAAACCUAGCUACGUACUCAAGUCGAAACCCUACCUAGCUACUUAAAACCCCAUACACCAUGGAUCUCAUUCGACGUCGACAACUAAAGUCCUUGGCCUCUUUCUCCGAUCACCGCAUGUGUUUCUUUCUGCCCUUCUAUCCUCCUGAACUCAUAGCCGUUGCCAACUACUCUUCCGCUUCAAUCUUUAUCGCCGAACUCGAGACACUCGAACUCCUCGGCCAAGCUAAUGGUAGCAAGGUCUACUAGGUUCGUCACAAGUGACUUCCACCACUUACGCUCUCAAACUCGUCAACAGUGACUCAGAGCCCACUGUCCUGUGUAAUCUCUUUUGCGAGAUUGAAAUCUUUCACCGCACCGACUCUCUCCACAUUGUCUGCUGUAAAGCCUUAUUUGAACAGCUCUUGGGAGACAUCAAGAUCCUUAUGGAGUUCAUGGACUCGGGCACCCUCGAAACUUUACUCAUAGACAAUGGCGCGUUCUCUGAGGCCAAGCUUGCCCAUGUGCCACGUCAAGUUCAAUGACCAGAACUAUCUCCACACGCACAACAUCACUCAUCGUGCCAAUCUUUUGGUGAACAGUAACAUGGAAGUGAAGAUCCCCGACUUUGGCGUAAGCAAGAUCAUUCCCUUAACCUCCUAUGAUGCCUGUAGUUCUCCCGUCGGUACUUGCGCACAUAAACCCUGAAAGAUUCAACAAGGAGAACUACGGUGGCAGUUACAAUGGCUACACCAGUGACAUAUGUAGUUUCGGCUCACCAUCAUAGAGCUUUACGUGGGUCACUAUCCGCUGUUUCCCCCAAGUUAGAGUCCCGACUAGCUGUCCCUCAUGUUGGCUAUAUGUUUCGGAGAGCCAUCGAGUUUGCCUGUUGGCGUUUCACACGGGUUGAAGAGUUUUAUUGGGGCUUGCUUGCAGAAGGAAGUUGGAAGAAGGUGGACAGCCGGUUAGUUGUUGAGGCAUCCCUUCGUCACCGAUCUUUCUUUUUGAACGUUAGUUUCUUAUGUAGUGUUGUACAUUGAUUGAUUGAUUUCCACGGAAAAUCGAAAUGCGAUGAAAAAUUAAUUUUUA